AUGUGGAAGGACUCCAACAAUGAUGAUGCCACAUCUGUGGCCUCUGGCAGCAGCUCCUCUCGCAGUGCCAGCCGCAGGAAGAGGACCAGCUUCUCCAAAGAUCACGUGGAGCUCCUGCGUGCUACCUUUCAGACCGACCCGUAUCCGGGCAUCAGCCUCAGAGAGAGUCUGUCUCAGGCCACAGGGCUGCCUGAGUCACGCAUCCAGGUGUGGUUUCAGAACCGAAGAGCUCGUACCCUGAAGGGCAAAGGAUCCAAGAAAGCACUGUGGCAGUGUGAGAGCCCGGUCGGCGAUGAUUCCCUUCCACCUCAUGCUGUUUCCAACAGGGGGCCACGAGCUGGUGCCAUCCCUCUGCAGCCCCCACCAGGAUACCCUGUCCAGGUGAAGCAGGAGGUGGUUGAAGCCUGCUAUUAUAGACAGCGUCCUUCUUCCUGUCCUCCCACCAACGAGCACAGACAGUAUGACAUGUAUGGGCUUCAACAGGGCAGACCAAAUGGCAGCAGCUACAGCCCUGACCUGAGUGGCUUCUGGCCCCAGCAAGGCAACCACCCCUCCCCUGUCCCUCCUCCGUGGUGCCGCUCACCGAUGGAGAUGGGAAGCUACAACUCCAACCAGGCAGCCUUCAUGUAUCCAGGAUCAGAAAAGCAGCAGAUGUACACAAACGCCCCAAAUUCCCACUCCUCCACCCCAGACACGCCUGAUUCUGGAUACUGGGAGGCCAACCUGGAAAACAGCCAGACAACAGAAGGCCAGUCCUCCCAACUGGAGGAUUCAUGGAGCGGGGUUGCUGUUGAGGACUGUGGGGAGUCAGUAUCUCCGUUGCUGAUCCAGCACACCCCGCUGCCUGAGCUGUCCCUCCAAGACAUCCUGGAGGAGCUGAAUGAGGUCUGGCUGGGCGGAGAAGGGCUGGACAACGACGCUACUGGGGAGACCACAACUUUCUGCUGA
This is a messenger RNA of Stegastes partitus (bicolor damselfish), 948 nucleotides long. NCBI's taxonomy places the organism in Eukaryota, Metazoa, Chordata, Actinopteri, Pomacentridae. The record is from RefSeq and is a predicted model, not a curated record.